Molecule: messenger RNA, 1146 nt
Organism: Callorhinus ursinus (northern fur seal)
Lineage: Eukaryota; Metazoa; Chordata; Mammalia; Carnivora; Otariidae
Gene: SRSF9
Product: serine and arginine rich splicing factor 9
Cellular component (GO): nucleus; cytoplasm
Molecular function (GO): mRNA binding
Source: RefSeq, a predicted model, not a curated record
ACUUCCGCUCCGCCGUUCCCACAAUGCAGUGCGGCUGAGCGCCUCGAAGCCCGCGGGGACGCUGCGGGGGGACCCCGGCUGAGGCGGCGGCGGCGACGUGGGCUGCGGCGGGCCCGCGGCGUCGGGCGGUGCGGAUGUCGGGCUGGGCGGACGAGCGCGGCGGCGAGGGAGACGGGCGCAUCUACGUGGGGAACCUUCCGACCGACGUGCGCGAGAAGGACCUGGAGGACUUGUUCUACAAGUACGGCCGCAUCCGCGAGAUCGAGCUCAAGAACCGGCACGGCCUCGUGCCCUUCGCCUUCGUGCGCUUCGAGGACCCCCGAGAUGCUGAAGAUGCAAUUUAUGGAAGGAAUGGUUAUGAUUAUGGCCAGUGUCGGCUUCGUGUGGAGUUCCCCAGGACUUAUGGCGGUCGGGGUGGGUGGCCCCGCGGUGGGAGGAAUGGGCCUCCUACAAGAAGAUCUGAUUUCCGAGUUCUUGUUUCAGGACUUCCGCCAUCAGGCAGCUGGCAGGACUUAAAGGAUCACAUGCGAGAAGCUGGGGACGUCUGUUAUGCAGAUGUGCAGAAGGAUGGAAUGGGCAUGGUUGAAUAUCUCAGAAAAGAAGACAUGGAAUACGCCCUGCGUAAACUGGAUGACACCAAAUUCCGCUCUCAUGAGGGUGAAACUUCCUACAUCCGAGUUUAUCCAGAGAGAAGCACCAGCUAUGGCUACUCACGGUCUCGGUCUGGGUCAAGGGGCCGUGACUCUCCAUACCAAAGCAGGGGUUCCCCACACUACUUCUCUCCCUUCAGGCCCUACUGAGACAGGUGAUGGGAAAUUUUUCUUUAUUUUUUAGGUGAACUGAGCUGCUUUGUGCUCAGAAUCUACAUUCCAGAUUGAUGAUUUAGUGUCUUAGGAAAUUUUUUUAAUUUUUUUUUAAGGAAAUAAAAUACAUAAUUUCUACCAGGGCCAUAUUGGCAGUGAAGCAUUUUAAACUGCAGAAAUUGUGGUUUUGGUUCAGAAAUAAGUUGUAUAUUUUUCACCCCUGAUUAUGGGAAAAAAAUCAGUGCUGUGUCUUUGUGGGUUGCUCUACUAUGGAGAUCAGCAGUUACUGUGACUGAGUCGGCCCAUUCUGUUUAGAAAUAUAUUUUAAACGUUUAGUAAUUGA